GCCUCCCUGAAGGGGGAGGGCUGGAAGCCGGGGCAGGGCCCCAGUCAGCUAUGCAAGGCUACGAAAGCAGGCAGCACAAAGCAGAGGAUCCAACAGCUUCCUGAAACUCAGAGUGGACACUACAGCUUUGACCAUCUAAGGCACCACUCCUGCUCCAAAGCUUAUAACUCCAUUUGUCAUUCUGAGGCCUCUGCUCAUUCUGUACCCUAAGGAUGGAGCCAGUACUAGGAGUAAAAAUUGGCUGCCUGUUUGCCCUGCUGGCUCUCACCCUGGUCUGUGGCCUUAUUCCCAUCUGCUUCAAAUGGUUCCAGAUUGAGGCAGCCAGAGGUCGUCACCGCUGGGUCCUCAGCCUACUGGGCUGCAUUUCUGCCGGUGUUUUCCUGGGAGCAGGGUUCAUGCACAUGACUGCUGAAGCCCUGGAGAGAAUUGAGUCAGAGAUCCAGAAGUUUGUGAUGCAGAACAAGACAGAGAGUGAGGGUGCUGCUAAUUCAGCUGAUAUGGACUAUCCCUAUGGAGAACUCAUCAUCUCCCUGGGCUUCUUCCUCAUCUUCCUCUUGGAGUCGCUGGCAUUGCAGUGCUGUCCUGGAGCCAGUGGAGGAUCAAAAGUGCACGAGGAGGAAGUGGGAGCGGCUCAUGUCCUUGGACUCCACAGCCAUGGAUCUCUACCCUUACCCUCUCGGAGUCCCUUUCGAGUCCUCGUCCUCUUGCUCUCACUCUCCUUCCACUCGGUGUUUGAAGGGAUGGCUGUGGGGCUGCAGACCACAGUAGUAGCUACCGUGCAGCUGUGUCUUGCUGUCCUGGCUCACAAGGGGCUCGUAGUGUUUGGCAUAGGACUUCGGCUGGUGCAGACAGGCACUGCAUUACGAUGGGCUGCGCUCUGCAUACUGACAUUUGCUCUCAUGUCCCCCCUGGGCCUCAUCCUAGGGCUGGCUGUGGCUGGAGGAGACUCUGAAGGGGGACGAGGCUUAGCCCAGGCUGUGUUAGAGGGGGUGGCAGCUGGCACCUUUCUGUAUGUCACCUUCUUAGAAAUUCUGCCCAGGGAGCUAGUUGGUCCUGAGGCCCCUCUGAUCAAGUGGGGCUGUGUAGCUGCUGGUUUUGCCUUUAUGGCCAUUAUUGCUUUGUGGGCCUGAGAGAUUCCUGACUUUUCUGAUGGACCCCAGGAGACACCUCCCAUAUGGCUCUGGCCCUCAGACACUUCUCCACUGAGACUGCGUGGCAUUCACUAGACAUCAUCCCCAUGAACUAGGUUCCACCUUUUCCUAAGUGAGAUCCCACUGCUCACCCAGGACCGAGAAAAGGAUGUAUAUUUAGGUGAGUGCCGAUACACUGGAGAAUUGAUGUAAAGACCAUCACCCCAGAUUUGACUCUUAUUCCAUUUUUGCUACUGUGUGCAAUAAAAUGUCCAUUUUACCUCCUCCCCCUUCAAGCAUGCUCUACUCCGUUUCUCCGGGUUACCCAAGAGCCACCUAGUGGGGUGGGGGGUGGGAAAGGCGAGUAUAGGAUGCAGUCUUGUCUUCUGGAAUCAGAGCCCUGAGCCAUUUUGUCAUUUGUAGCCAUGUCCCCAGAUGUGGGAGCAUUGCUGAAAUUCCAGCAACCUGCUCCCCCCUUACCCACAGGUGUUGAGAAACUGAGCCAGAAUUCCCAGCAGUUAGAGAAGAGGAGGUUUAAAAACAGA
This is a messenger RNA of Molossus molossus (Pallas's mastiff bat), 1675 nucleotides long. It is a transcript of the gene SLC39A2, whose product is annotated as solute carrier family 39 member 2. The record is from RefSeq and is a predicted model, not a curated record. Gene Ontology annotation, cellular component: plasma membrane. The transcript has 4 exons. Lineage: Eukaryota; Metazoa; Chordata; Mammalia; Chiroptera; Molossidae. The coding region runs from base 213 to 1130 and encodes 305 amino acids. Gene Ontology annotation, molecular function: zinc ion transmembrane transporter activity. Gene Ontology annotation, biological process: zinc ion transmembrane transport.